GCUGCUCUUUAAUGAUGGCGCUUUUGUUUUGCUAGUUUUACGCUAGUUUUUCGCUAAUGUCUUUCUGCGUACUUGUUCACUCAGUAAUAAUACUAGUUUAAGUGUUGGAGCGUAUAAAGCAGAUUUAUUAGUGCGACGUUAGAAGCUGUUCGUUAACUUUUCAUUAGCUGUAAAUGUUAGAUGUUGCUUGUUUUGCAGUUUAGCAUUGGCACAAAGCUAGCUAGGUAGCCAGGGCUAGCUAUGCGGCUGGUGUUAGUUUUUAGCAUCGCUAGUUGCUAACUGUCACUCGGAAGACCAUAAUCCUCUAACGUAAAUAAAGCGGAUAACAUUAUCCACACAGAGAAUAUCAGUGUUAGAAACAUUAGCUGUCACGCUGGAGGACUGAAGUGGACGAUGGCGUUAACUGUAAACGUCCAUGCAGAUGAGUGGCCCUGAGAAAUGAUUCAGCUGGAUGAGUUAGCAACAAUGUCUUGUAAAUCCACUAAAGUGGCCCCGAGUGUUGAUUUCGACCACAGUUGCUCCGACAGCGUGGAAUAUUUGACGCUCAACUUUGGCCCUUUUGAGACUGUCCAUCGCUGGAGAAGACUCCCUCCGUGUGAUGAGUUUGUUGGUGCAAGGCGCAGUAAGCACACUGUUGUGGCAUACAGAGAUGCCAUUUACGUGUUUGGGGGAGACAAUGGGAAGAACAUGCUGAAUGACUUGCUCCGCUUUGAUGUGAAGGACUGCUCAUGGUGCCGAGCCUUCACCACUGGAACUCCACCUGCCCCCAGAUAUCACCAUUCAGCUGUUGUCUAUGGCAGCAGCAUGUUUGUUUUUGGUGGCUACACUGGAGACAUCUACUCAAACUCAAACCUGAAAAACAAAAAUGACCUUUUUGAGUAUAAGUUUGCAACAGGGCAGUGGACUGAAUGGAAGGUGGAGGGAAGCUUGCCGGUGGCUAGGUCUGCACACGGGGCCACUGUCUAUAGUGAUAAACUGUGGAUCUUUGCUGGCUACGAUGGAAAUGCCAGGCUUAAUGACAUGUGGACCAUCAGUCUGCAAGAUCGAGAACAUGCGUGUUGGGAGGAGAUCGAUCAGAGUGGUGAGAUUCCUCCAUCUUGCUGCAACUUCCCUGUAGCCAUAUGCAGGGACAAGAUGUUUGUGUUUUCUGGUCAGAGUGGAGCCAAGAUCACCAACAACCUUUUUCAGUUUGAGUUCAAGGGCCACAUGUGGACACGCAUCCCGACCGAACACUUACUGCGGGGCUCCCCUCCACCUCCCCAGAGACGCUAUGGCCACACUAUGGUUGCCUUUGACCGCCACCUGUAUGUAUUUGGAGGUGCAGCUGACAACACUCUGCCCAACGAACUGCACUGCUAUGAUGUGGACUCUCAGACCUGGGAGGUGAUCCAUCCCAGCCUGGACAGUGAGAUGCCCAGCGGGAGACUCUUUCAUGCUGCAGCUGUGAUUCAAGAUGCAAUGUACAUCUUUGGAGGAACUGUGGACAACAAUGUGCGCAGUGGGGAGAUGUACAGAUUCCAGUUCUCCUGCUACCCAAAGUGUACUCUCCAUGAGGACUAUGGCAAACUGUGGGAGAAUCGUCAGUUCUGUGAUGUGGAAUUUAUUCUGGGCGAGAGGGAGGAGAGAGUCUUGGGGCAUAUUGCCAUAGUGACUGCAAGAUGUCAGUGGCUGCGGAAGAAAAUCCUGCAGGCUUGGGAUAGGCAGCGGCAGAAGACUAAACAGGAGAGCAGUGAGGAAAGUGAUGAAGGGGCAGCUGGAGGCCCGAGGGAUAUCCCAGCAGGCAACAGGCCAUCGGGAACACAGCCGCUGCUAGAGGUAGCCAUCAGGGAGGCCGAGGCCCAGCCUUUUGAAGUCUUAAUGCAGUUCCUCUACACGGACAAGAUCCAGUACCCACGCAGAGGUCAUGUCCAGGAUGUUCUUCUAAUCAUGGAUGUAUACAAACUGGCCCUUAGUUUUAAGCUUUCUCGCCUGGAGCAGCUGUGUGUGCAGUACAUUGAGGCAUCAGUUGACUUGCAGAACGUUCUCAGUGUUUGUGAAAAUGCUAACAAGCUGCAACUGGACCAGCUCAAGGAACAUUGCCUUAAUUUUGUAGUGAAGGAGUCGCACUUCAACCAGGUGAUCAUGACGAAGGAGUUUGAACAUCUGUCCACCCCGCUGAUUGUGGAGAUAGUGCGAAGAAAGCAGCAGCCUCCUCCUAGGCUGUACUCAGACCAGCCUGUGGACAUCGGGACCUCCCUGGUCCAGGACAUGAAGGCUUACCUGGAGGGAGGCGGCCUGGAGUUCUGUGACAUUAUCCUGCUGUUAGACGGACACCCACGACCUGCUCAUAAAGCCAUACUGGCAGCCCGAUCCAGUUACUUUGAGGCGAUGUUUCGCUCCUUCAUGCCCGAGGAUGGGCAGGUUAAUAUCUCCAUCGGUGAGAUGGUUCCAAGUAAGCAGGCGUUUGAGUCCAUGCUGCGUUAUAUCUACUACGGUGAUGUGAACAUGCCUCCAGAAGAUUCUCUCUAUCUGUUUGCUGCACCAUAUUACUACGGGUUUUCAAACAACAGGCUGCAGGCUUACUGUAAGCAGAAUCUGGAGAUGAACGUCACUGUGGAGAAUGUCUUGCAGAUUCUGGAGGCAGCUGAUAAGACCCAGGCUCUGGAUAUGAAGAAGCACUGCCUGCACAUUAUUGUCCACCAGUUCAUUAAGGUAUCCAAGCUCCCCAACCUGCGGUCUCUCAGCCAGCUGCUGCUUUUGGACAUCAUUGAGUCGCUAGCUAACCACAUAUCAGACAAACAGUGUGCCGAGAUGGGCUCCGACAUUUAGGAUGACGCAGAGAGCCGGGCUCUUUUCUCCCCUCGCAGAAGCCAUACAUCUCUGCUGCACCUACUUCUAGUCUUUCCCUCGUCCCCAACACACAGUACUUUUUUUUUAUGUUGGACCUGGCAUGACUCGACCUCCUUAUGCAGUAUCAAAUUGCUCUUGUCUCUCACUCUGCAUCUCAGUGAAGAGUGAAAUCAGUGAAGAAACCAGAUUCUAGCUCUCUUACAAUUGUUAAAUAGUCCAAAAAUUCCCUUUGAUGUUGAUUUUGUCAUUUAUUUAUUUUGGUUACACAGAAGAAAAGGUCUGUGAGGUUGUUUUCUGCUCAGUAUUGCUGCUGCAUUUUUAAUAGAUAUGCAGUGGACUGUAAUAAUUCAUACUUGUGACACUGUAGAAAUGUUCAAGUUUUGCUGUUUUAAGUUAUCUGCUCAGGUACUUACAGCAUAAUAUAAGACUAUUUAUCUGAAACUGUACUCACUUGUCUUAUUAUCAUGUUAACACGCCAGGUUUAGAGUUGUAAGAAAUCAAAAUCAUUAUAUGAAAAUAAUCAGAAUGUAUGUCUGUCUUAAAGCUGUUUUUUUGUUGGCCGAAUUGUCACUGGCACACAUCUUUGUAAUACUAAUCACCUCUUACCAUUACUAACAGACAAGCUCUCUUUAUCCAUACCAUAUAGCAAUGUGUGUAGUGGCAUCAGUAUGCUGUUAUUAAGCAUUUACCCACAUGAGUUUCAUGUAUUUAAAGCCUUAAUAAAUCUUAUACA
Messenger RNA from Chelmon rostratus (copperband butterflyfish), 3562 nucleotides. RefSeq names its product leucine-zipper-like transcription regulator 1 (gene lztr1). Gene Ontology annotation, cellular component: Golgi apparatus. The record is from RefSeq and is a predicted model, not a curated record. The transcript is spliced from 19 exons. NCBI's taxonomy places the organism in Eukaryota, Metazoa, Chordata, Actinopteri, Chaetodontiformes, Chaetodontidae. Gene Ontology annotation, molecular function: protein binding. The coding region runs from base 439 to 2808 and encodes 789 amino acids.